Molecule: messenger RNA, 4485 nt
Organism: Diceros bicornis minor
Lineage: Eukaryota; Metazoa; Chordata; Mammalia; Perissodactyla; Rhinocerotidae
Gene: NOM1
Product: nucleolar protein with MIF4G domain 1
Exons: 11
Coding region: 1-2616 (871 amino acids)
Biological process (GO): ribosomal small subunit biogenesis
Cellular component (GO): nucleolus
Molecular function (GO): protein binding; RNA binding
Source: RefSeq, a predicted model, not a curated record
AUGGCGGCGUCCAGGGGCACGGGAGUGCCGGGCCGCGGGGGCCGCCGCGGGCGCGUGGCCCCCAGGAGGCACGGGGGCGGCGGGGAGGGGGCCCUGAAGCGGCUGAGGCUAGCAGUGGAGGAGUUCGUGCAGGCCACCUCCGCGGGCGGGCCCCCCGGCGGCAGCGCGCGGCUCCGGGCGGAGGGGCGCGUGCGCCCGGGCGGGAGGAAGAGCCGCAGGGAGCUGAGGAAGGAGAAGCGACACCUGAGGAAGGCGCGCCGGCUGCGGAGGGCAGCGGGCCCCGCGCAGGGCCCAGGCCCGAGAGAAGACGGAGCCGGGGGAGCGAUCCGGGGCGGUCCCUCCGGGGCGGACGGGGAUGAGGGCGUCCGGGCGCCCCCACGGCGGACCCCACGGCCUCCCGAGCACCUGCGCCCUCGCCCCGCCCCGGCCGAGGCCGCGCCGGCCGGCGCCCAGGCCAAGGGUCCGCCCGGGAGGACCGGGCCCGCCGUCGCCGCCGCCGCCGCCGCCGCCCGGAAACGAGCGCUGCUGGCGGCCAACGAGGAGGAGGACCGGGAGAUCCGGAAGCUGGAGCGCUGCCUCGGCCUGAACAAGCGCAGGCGGAGGGGCGACGCGAGCUGCGUGCCGCUGAGCUUUGCCCGCGACGGGCUCGACUACAUUCUGGGAGCCCUGGAGUCUGGGAAACAUGGUGGCCUGUAUGAGAGCAGUAGUGAGAAGGAGGAGGAUGCCGGACAGACUCUCCCCGAAAUUGAGGACGAGAGUGACCCCGAGGCCGGAGGGGAGGAGGAGCAGGACGAGGACGAGGACGAGGACGAGGACGACUUGGUAGAGGAAGAGGAGGAGCAGGACGCAGAGGCGGGAGUGCAGAGCGAGGACGAGGACGUAGAAGAGGAAAAGCGAAAAAAAGCCAAAGAAGUGGAAGGGAGAGCCAAGGAGAAAAAGGGGAAAAGGAGAGUCCAUUUUGCAGCAGAUGAAGAAAGGAGAGAAAAUUCCUCAGAGCAUGUUGACACAACAGAUCAGCAGAGUCUUUGUGAAAAUGGUGAAAAGUACAUCCCGCCUCAUAUGAGGCGAGCAGAGGAGACAGUGGAUGCCCAGAAAAAGGAAGAACUAGAAAGGCUAAAGAGACACAUCAAAGGUCUCAUUAACAGGUUGAGUGAACCGAACGUGGCCUCCAUAAGUGGACAGCUGGAGGAGCUGUAUAUGGCCCACAGCAGGAAGGACAUGAAUGACACUCUGACGGGCAUCCUCAUGAGUGCCUGCGCUCCAGGCACACCCGUGCCCAGCAGGCUGGUGAUGGAGCAUGUCCUCCUGGUCAGCAUUCUUCACCACACGGUCGGGAUCGAGGUCGGCGCUCACUUCCUGGAAGCUGUGGUGAGGAAGUUUGAUGACGUCUAUAAAAACGGAAGUGAAGGCAAAGAGUGCGAUAACCUGUUUACCAUCAUUGCCCAUUUGUAUAACUUCCAUGUAGUACAGUCUCUCCUCAUCUUUGACAUUUUGAAAAAGCUUAUUGGAAGUUUCACAGAAAAAGAUAUUGAACUGAUCCUGUUAAUGCUGAAAAACGUGGGCUUUUCGUUGAGAAAAGAUGAUGCUUUGUCACUUAAGGAACUGAUUGCUGAGACCCAGGCCAAGGCCAGUGGGGCGGGCAGCAUGUUCCAGGACCAGACCAGGAUUCGGUUUAUGCUAGAGACGAUGUUGGCACUGAAGAACAAUGACAUGCGUAAAAUUCCAGGGUAUGAUCCUGAGCCUGUAGAGAAACUGAGGAAAUUACAAAGAGCUUUGGUUCGCAAUGCUGGCUCAGCUACGGAAACUCAGCUCCGCGUCUCCUGGGAUGGUGUCCUGAAUGCUGAGCAGACCGGGCGCUGGUGGAUUGUGGGGUCUGCGUGGAGCGGAGCCCCGAUGAUUGACAGCAGGCAGCAGAAGAUCCCGCAGAAGCAGCUCGUAGGGACGGUUAGUGCAAAGAUAUUAGAACUCGCCCGAAAGCAGAGAAUGAACACCGAUGUCAGGAGAAACAUAUUUUGUACAAUAAUGACGAGUGAAGAUUUUUUGGACGCAUUUGAAAAGCUUCUAAAGCUUGGACUUAAGGAUCAGCAGGAGAGAGAAAUAGUUCAUGUUCUCAUGGAUUGCUGCCUUCAAGAGAAAACAUACAAUCCUUUCUAUGCAUUCCUGGCUAGCAAGUUUUGUGAAUAUGAAAGGAGGUUUCAGAUGACUUUCCAAUUCAGCGUAUGGGACAAAUUUCGGGACUUAGAAAAUUUGCCAGCUGCUAAUUUCUCUAAUUUGGUUCAUCUGGUGGCCCACUUGUUGAAAACAAAAUCACUUCCACUUUCCAUUUUAAAGGUAGUUGAAUUCAGUGAAUUGGACAAACCCCGAGUCCACUUUUUACGGAAAGUGUUAUAUAUGCUGUUAAUGGAAACAGAAACUGAAGACCUUGGUUUAAUUUUUGCAAGAGUAUCUGACAACCCGAAGCUGGGCAUGUUGCGAGAAGGUCUGAAGCUCUUCAUCAGCCACUUCUUGUUAAAGAGUGUGCAGGCCCACAGAAGCGCUGAGGAGGCCAGCGUGCUGAGAGAGAGAGCUGACCUCGCAGCCAAGUCUUUGCACAGGAAGGCUUCCUUGAGAAUGUAGUCUCGGAGGAGGAGAGGAAGGGGUGGUCAUUUGUCUGUAAAAUGUCCUUUUUAAACCAAAAGGCCUAUUGUUCUGCUGACUAUGUGUAAAACCUUAGUGGAGCUAUAUCAUGGUCUCUUGUAUUUAAAAUAUUGUAUUUGGAGGUAACUUUUGAAUACGAGGUUAUAUUAUAUUUGUGUUUUAAACCGUUUUUAAAUAACUAUAUAUAUGAGGUGGGGGAAAGGACAAGAAGGCAGGGAGGGGCAGACACGGGGCAGUGUUCUCUACAUAACGAGACUGGGGUGUGGUGUGCAAGUGUGUGCACGCACACAUGUGAGUGUCUUAUUUUUUUAAUAGACCAAAUAAGCCACUAGAGGGUGCAGUUCUCAUAAAAAGAUUGAUGCAUUUUUAUCUUUUUUCUAUAUUGGUUAAAAGUUCAAAAACCAUCAGUUUAAUGUGGCACCUGCUAUUUAGUUGAUUAUUUCAAGUAUUUGGAAUGCAAGUGUUUUGUAAAAGUCAACAAUCAACUUAAGCCUUGCAAAUACUGGUACAAUAUAGUAUAUAUGGGAGUUUUUCUUCAUUACUCCUCCAAAAUUCUGACACGGUGAAAGACGUUCUUCUCUGUUUGUGUCUGUCGCUUACACUCAUCAACUCCAGUUGUAACGCGCAAUCCUAAACUAAUAGACGGUGGAUGCUUCCCGAGUGCUGCUGGCUGCGCUGGGUUCCGGGAGGUGUGAACACACAGGAAGCAGAAGCGCCGCCGGUGAGGAGUUAACAUCUGGUGAGAGGGACACCCUGAGUCCUACGUCCGGUACACUCUGCUUCUGAGAAGAGGUGAAAACGUCCUGGCAUACUGCCAUCUGCCACAGAUUCACAAAUGUCUGUUGUUUUUCCAGCCCUCAGAAUUUGCUUCUCUCUCUUAAAUGCUGCAAACUUGGUUUAACUGUCACCUUUAAUUGUUGAAAAACGUCACCAAGAUGUGAGUAUAGGAUAGUAUUUUAUAUACUGCGUACACUCGCGUACCCUACAGCAUACUGUCCUUCAAAGAGUGGCUGCCUUGCAAAGCUGCAUGACCAGAGUGAGGUCACUCCUCUUCAGACUCCCCGUUUGUCACGUACUUUCAAAUAGCAUCUAACGUGACCCUACGGCAGUGUGUGUUUAGAAAUCAUCGUGUGAAGUCAUAAAUGUCUCUGUGUGUGUCCCUGAACUAAUGGUUUAAGUGUUGAAGUGUGCAAGGCACGUAAGAAGGUCUUCUGCUAAGAGUGACUGCAGAACGACUAGAGACUGGGCUGGUGCUGGUUAGCCCUCCGUUCGGGAACCACCUCAGGCCACGUGCAGCCGCAGCCCUGUGUCUUCGGCCGUCUCUGAACUCAGAAGACAGAGAGGGAAGGCUGCAGGUGUUAGCAGCGCACUGUGUGAGAGGGGCUUUCGGUCAAAGCCGUCUGCUGGGUGGUGAUGGGGUGUGAGAGAUCAGUGCGGCUCAAGGUGCCUGCCCACGAGGACGAGGAGCCGGGCUAGCGCGAGCCGGCGCACGCUGCCUUCGUCCAGAGUCCUGCUCUGCAGAAGGGAGUGUCAGUUGCACCGGACAGUGUGUUUAGUGACAGUGGACUUAGUUCUGGUGCCAGCUCCCGUCUCCGAGUGUUCACAGACUGGCGGCUGGUGCGUGGACCACACCUGAGUAGCACUGAGGUAACUGAGUCAGAGUUAAUUCUGGAAAAAUGUCACUGCAGUGCUGCCAUCUAACUUCAUACGUAGCGUGGUCACUAAACCUUGCUGAGGUAUAGAUGAGCUCAGGCUGACUUCUGCAGAAGAUAAACUUCUGUAAACUGGAUCCCAUUUUUAUAUUGUCCUUUAUUAUUAAAAUAAAAUGUCCUUCUCUCUGCCAUGGGA